AUGGAGGACUAUGAGGUUGGGAUGCUGGUCGGGGAGGGGAGUUUCGGGAAAGUGUUUCAAGGCAGAAGGAAAUUCUCUUCGCAGGUUGUCGCGUUGAAAUACAUUCCCAAACAUGGGAAGAGUGAGAAAGACCUCAGAAACUUGAGACAGGAAAUCGAGAUUCAACGCAAGCUCGAUCACCCGAACAUCAUAGUGCUGCUGGACGCAUUCGAGACGCACAACGAGUUCUGUCUUGUGACUGAGCUGGCACAGGGGGAGCUUUUCGAAAUCUUGGAAGCAGAUGGUUCGCUCCCAGAGAUCGAGGUUCAGAACGUUGCGAAGCAGAUGAUAAGAGCGCUGCAUUACCUUCAUUCGAACAAGAUCAUACACCGCGAUAUGAAGCCGCAGAACAUUCUCAUCGGACCUGAUCGACAGCUGAAGCUCUGUGACUUUGGGUUCGCACGAGCGAUGACACAGCAGACUUUGACCCUUACCUCCGUCAAAGGAACACCGUUGUACAUGGCACCAGAACUGGUUCAGGAGCAGCCAUACAACCAUACGGUCGACCUAUGGUCCCUUGGAGUGAUCCUCUAUGAGCUUUUCCGGGGAGAGCCUCCUUUCUACACUAACAAUAUCAUCGCGCUGGUCGGGCAGAUUGUCAAGGACCCUGUCAAAUGGCCUUCUGGAAUGAGCCCUGACUUCAAGUCAUUCCUCAAGGGAUUGCUGGUGAAGGAUCCGCAACGCAGACUCACCUGGCCAAGGCUGGCUGAACAUGCCUUCAUC
Guillardia theta CCMP2712 is the source of this 762-nucleotide messenger RNA. RefSeq lists its product as hypothetical. Gene Ontology annotation, molecular function: protein kinase activity; ATP binding. NCBI's taxonomy places the organism in Eukaryota, Cryptophyceae, Pyrenomonadales, Geminigeraceae. The annotation marks the transcript as partial. Gene Ontology annotation, cellular component: cytoplasm. The transcript has 2 exons. The record is from RefSeq and is a predicted model, not a curated record. Gene Ontology annotation, biological process: protein phosphorylation.